Oncorhynchus gorbuscha (pink salmon) is the source of this 8114-nucleotide messenger RNA. RefSeq names its product Ral GTPase activating protein catalytic subunit alpha 1 (gene ralgapa1). The record is from RefSeq and is a predicted model, not a curated record. Gene Ontology annotation, molecular function: GTPase activator activity. Lineage: Eukaryota; Metazoa; Chordata; Actinopteri; Salmoniformes; Salmonidae. Gene Ontology annotation, biological process: positive regulation of GTPase activity; regulation of small GTPase mediated signal transduction. The transcript has 42 exons. Gene Ontology annotation, cellular component: nucleus; cytoplasm. Bases 261 to 6749 code for a protein of 2162 amino acids.
AAGCUCCGCCAUGUUUUGAGGAGAGGUGUGUUGUUUGGAUUGCUAGCAACAUUUUACAUAAACUCUUAUCUGCAAAAUGCACACCUCUCACCGACUUUAAUGUAUUUGUAUACAUGUUAUCGCCCUUGAAGGCUAUUAGGUCGCAGUACAUAAUCAAAUGAUAACGGACCUCCAGCUCUCUUGUGGUUAGCAAUCUUUUGAAGAAGAUUAACAGGGGCUUGCUGCCUCCUACACAGAUUCGUUCGUCUCCUUCUUUCGGAAUGUUCUCAAAAAAGCCUCAUGGGGACGUCAAAAAAUCAACACCGAAAGUGUUGGAUCCCAAAAAAGAUGUACUGACACGCCUAAAACACCUGCGGAUCGUUAUAGAAAAUGCAGAGUCGGGGGACCUGAAGCAUUUCUUUGAUCAGUACUACUCUCACAUCUACUAUGUGUUCUUUGAGAACUUUGUUAUUAUUGAAGUCAGUCUCAAACAGAAAGGUCACAAAUCACAAAGGGAAGAACUUGACUCCAUUCUUUUCAUAUUUGAGAAAAUUCUGCAACUCCUACCAGAGCGAAUACAAGGACGAUGGCAGUUCCACAGCAUAGGCCUCAUUCUGAAGAAGUUGUUGCACACUGGGAACUCGUUAAAGAUCCGAAGGGAGGGUGUACGUCUGUUCCUGCUAUGGAUGCAGGCCUUGCAAGGCAACGCACUGAGAGAGCAGCUAUGGAUUUUUGCCUGUCUGAUCCCUGGCUUCCCAUCUCCCCAGUCAGAGCUUGGCCCUCGAACCCUGGACAACCUGGUCAACCCCCCUCUCAGCCUCCAGGAGACUCAAGUGACUCCAGAAGAGAUCAGUCCCCUGGUCCCUCCUCAGGCAGGGGAUAGAGCCCAGGAAGACCUCACAGGAUACUUUCUAGAGGCUCUUCUGAAAUACAUGGUAAACCAGGCCAAAAGUCUGGAGUGGAAGUGUAAAGACAACCACGAGAAGGGCUUUGCAUUCCUGUUUGGAAACUUCAAGAAAUAUUACCUGCCGCACAUAUUCCCCAACUUCUCCAAGGAGACCAGUUUGUACCAUCCCAUACUGGAGGUUCCUUCGAUGAGACCAAAGCCUUACUACAGUGUGGUGAAGAAAGACCCAGAGACCAACGAGGCAGUGUACUGUACCAAGGAGAGCCUCCUCAACGCCCGGGUCAUCUUCAUCCGCUGGCUGGUGUCCUUCUGGCUGGAGCCACGCUCCAACACUGGAACACACAUCCCCGGGGUGGACGGAGAGAGGGAGAGCGUUCCAAAGAACAUCCAGAGGGCAGCAGCAGGGCUGGCAGCGCGGGGACAUGGCCUGGGCGGGGACCUGGGCCCCAGGGCAGACAGCCUGGACAGAGCGAUUGGGUGUGAGCAGGAGCAGUCCCACUCCAACACCUCCACCCUGACGGAGAGGGAGCCCAGCUCCUCCAGCCUGUGUAGUAUGGACGAGGAGCACCUCACUGACAAGGAGGUGGUGAGACGAGUCCUCUGUUCCUCCAGGACUAACGUCAACUUCAUCACCGAGGUCUUCAGACAGGCCUUCCUGUUGCCGAUGUGUGAGGCUGCAGCCAUGAGGAAGGUGGUGCGGGUGUACCAGGAAUGGUUCGCCCAGGAGGACAAGCCUGUGUUUAUGAGGGAGCCGGAGGAAGAGAAGUUCUUUACCACGGUUGGAGGGAUCAACCUAGAGCCUGUACCCCAGCAGGACGCUGAGAAGGAGGAGGGGGUGAGUAAAGUGUCUGAGAAAGAGCUGCUGGAGUACAGUGUGCAUGCCGGUGUUCAGCCCACUCUACAGGUGUUUGUCACCAACUCUGCCAACGUUUUUCUGCUGGAACCAGCCAACGAGCUCAAGGUGUUGCUGGAGGAACAUGUUGACAUGUGCAAGAGAGUCCUCAACAUCUAUCGCAGCCUGGUCAUGCAUGAAACCAUGGACCAGAAGACAUGGGAGCAGAUCUUGCUGGUGCUGUUGAGGGUGACAGAGUGUGUGAUGAGGAGACCUCCCUCCAUCAUGCCCCAUGGCAAGAAGAACAUCACUCUCUCUGGGAGGCUGGCCGGGGCCGUCUUUCAGACCUUGAUAGUGGCCUGGAUCAAAGGGAACCUGAACGUGUACAUCUCCAGGGAGCUGUGGGACGACCUGCUGGCCGUGCUGUCCUCGCUCACCUGCUGGGAGGAGUUGGUCACAGAGUGGUCCCUCACCAUGGAGACGCUCACCAAAGUUCUGGCCCGCAACCUGUACAGUCUGGACCUCAACGAGCUGCCCCUGGACAAGCUGAGCGAACAGAAACAGAAGAAACACAAGGGAAAAGGGGGCGCUCACGAGGGCCAGAAGACGGCUGUGGGCCAUUCGUUCUCUAAGGGCUGGAGCAGGGACCAGCCUGGGAGCGGUCAAGCAGCAGCCAUGAGGCAGCGCAGUGCCACCACCGCUGGCUCCCCGGGUAUGGAGAAGGCCAGGAACAUCAUGCGCCAGAAGACUGUGGCCCUGCGUAGCUGCUCUACGGGUGACAGCUUCCUGUCCCAAGCCUUUAUCCGCAGCGCUAAAAGUGCCCCUGUCCUGAUCCAUCCUCUCCACCCUCUCCUGUCUGACUCUGUCCUCACCUCCCUAGCUGACGAGCUGGCAGAUAUGGAGGACCCCCCCAUGGUCAUGACCUCUCGGGCACCCAGGGUCCGCCACUGCUCCCAGAGCGAGAAUACCCCGGCCUCUGAGGUGUUCUCAGCAUCCAGUGACCUGGAACCCCAGGGGCCUCCGCUCCCCCGCAGCAGCAGCGCUUCUGACAUCAUGGAGCCCUUCAUCGCUGAGAGGGUCAAAGGCAACAAAGAGGACCCUUGUCAGACGAUGCGUGCUGUGCCCAGUGAUAACGGCAACCAAAACUUUGGAGACCUGAUGGACGAAUUUAUCCAAGAGCGUCUGCGAGCGAGAGGCACCUCUGGCAUGACAAGGCGUGGCAGUAGCCCCUGUAGUCUGGAGAUCCCCAAAGACCUGCCGGAGCUCCUGGGCCGUCAGAACGUCUCACAACCUGUGGACGACCCCGGUGUGCCCUCUGAGUGGACCUCCCCCGCCAGCAGCAGCGACGUCAUCAGCUCCGACAGCCAAUCAGACUCCUUCAACGCCUUCCAGUACGCCAACUGCAAGUUGGAAAAUUUCAGCUUUGGUCCAGAUGGCUGUGGUGCGGGGUCUUUGGACCAGGAUAACGCUAGCCUUGGAGGGCUGCCCCAGACUGCAGAGGAACAGGAGUUGUCCAGCCUCACCACCCUGCACAUAGAUUCAGAGACCAGCAGUCUGAGCCAGCACGGCCUGUCUGCAGACGCCAUCACCAUCACAGGUUCAGAGAGUGCGUCCCCGAUGCAUUCCCUGGGUGGUUCCUGCUCACAGAGCCCAUCUCCAGCCACCCUGACCGCUGAACACAUAGGGCUGCAGCACGAGGACCUGCAGCUGGAUGAGAAACUACAUCACUCUGUACUACACACUCCUGAUGACCUGGAAACCAGUGAGGUUCCUACAGAGGACUGCAGUGUGAUGGCCGGUGGCUCCCUGACCGGUUGGCACGCGGACGUUGCCACGGUGAUGUGGCGGAGGAUGCUAGGUAUUCUGGGUGAUGUGAACACCAUUAAGGACCCAGAGAUCCACGCGCAGGUCUUUGACUAUCUCUGUGAGCUGUGGCAGAACCUGGCCAAGAUCAGAGAUAAUCUGGGCAUCUCUCUGGACAACCAGUCAUCUCCUCCUCCCCCGGUCCUCAUCCCUCCCCUCCGGAUCCUCACCCCCUGGCUCUUCAAAGCGACCAUGCUGACAGAGAGGUACAAACAGGGGAAGCUACACGCCUACAAGCUCAUCUGUAAGAUCAUGAAGAGGAGGCAGGACGUUUCGCCCAACUCAGAUUUCCUCACACACUUCUACAACAUCAUGCACUGUGGCCUUAUGCACGUCGACCAGGACAUAGUGAACACCAUCAUUAAGCACUGUUCUCCUCGGUUCUUCUCCAUCGGGCUGCCUGGAGCCACCAUGCUUAUCCUGGAUUUCAUCAUCGCAGCCAGCAGAGUCACAGCCUGCUCCUCCCUCAAUGCCCCACGGGUGGAGGCUCAGAUCCUGCUGGGCUCUCUGGUGUGUUUCCCUAACCUAUAUGAGGAGCUGCCUGCCCUACACCCCACCACCGCUGACGUGGUCAUGACCAAGUUCAGAGACGUUAAGGAACACAUCAUCAAACACAUCCUGAGUUCAGCCAUAGAUGAGCCUUCAGCCCCAGCCAGGUGUGUGGCCCUGUGCAGUCUGGGUAUCUGGCUGUGUGAGGAGUUGGUCCACGGCACCCAGCAUCCUCAGAUCAAAGAAGCCCUCAAUGUCAUCUGUGUCACUCUAAAGUUUCCAAAUAAAACUGUCGCGCUGGUGGCCUCCGACAUUCUGCACUUGCUCAUAAACUAUGUCGAUGACCUUCAUAAAUUCCCCCUCGACACUCCAAAGAAAAUAGUUGAGAUCCUCAUAGCGACUAUCACUCACCUGCUUCCCACUACAGAAUCCUCGCCUCAUGAACUGGACAAGAGGUUGGUGGUGUCUCUGCUGUUGUGCCUGCUGGACUGGGUGAUGGCUCUGCCUCCUAAAACUUUGCUGCAGCCUGUCCAAACCCUCAGCCCCGGCAAGGAGAAGCCAGACAAGUCUGUCCUCAGCUGUAUCUACAAGGUGCUGCAUGGCUGUGUGUAUGGGGCCCAGAACUUCAACAGCCCUAGGUAUUUCCCCAUGAACCUGUCAGACCUGACCAGUCCAGACUACGACCCCUUCCUGCUACUGGAGAGUCUGAAGGAACCAGAGCCCCUCCACUCCCCUGACUCAGAACGCUCCUCCAAACUACAGCCUGUCACUGAGGUGCGGAGCCGUAUCCAGCACGGUCUGAUCUCCAUCGCUGCCAGGACAGUCAUCACCCACCUGGUCAACCACCUUGGGCACUACCCCAUGUCUGGAGGCCCUGCUACCCUGACCAGCCAGGUGUGUGAGAACAUGGACAACCCCUACAGCGAUAGCCCUGACCUGGCCCCAGAGCUCUUUGAUGGGCCCAACCUACAGUUCUUUGUCCUGAAUGGCACCACCCUCCUAUCCUGUCUGCAGGUCCGUGCUGAGGACGGUGUGCCUGGUGGAGGAAUGUCUGCAGGCCUCACCACCACCAGUGCCUGUGUGAGGGUUAUCGUCCGAGACAUCUCCGGAAAACACUCGUGGGAUUCGGCUGUGCUGUACGGGCCACCUCACUGUGGUGUUCCCAAUCAGCCCCUGCACCUCUACAGUAACACACCAACAGAGAGAAUGACUACAGAGGGGGAGAAGAACUGGGUUGGAGACCCUAUAGAGAAGGAAGAAGAGGAGAGGGAAGAGGGGGCAGCACCAGAGGAGGAGGUGGUGGUGUUGGUGCUGGGAGAGGAGGAGCAGGGGGAGGCUGUGGAGGAGGAAGGAGAGGAAGAAAAGGAGGAAGUGGAAGGUGUGUUGGAGCUCAUGGCCCCGCAAGCUAAGCGUGUGUGUCGUGAGGCGGUCCCGUCCUGGAACUCCAUGCGAGAAGAAGAUGCUCUAGAUGAGAUGCUGCAGUACCUGGGUUACUCCAGCCCCGAGUGCCUUCAGCGUGCCGGAGGCCCCCUUAACAUCCCCGCCCCAUCCCCUGUCUGCGUGUCGGAGAAGCAGGAGAACGACGUGAUCAACGCCAUCCUGAAGCAGUGUGCAGAGGAGAGGGACUUUGCGGUGCACAGGGGGAAGGGGCUGAACAUGAGAGCCGUGGAGCAAGGGGAGCCAGGGCCUCAGAGGCCUCAGUCAGCCUUCUACUACUGCAGGCUGCUACUCAACAUCCUGGGCAUGAACUCCUGGGAGAAGAGGAGCAACUUCCAUCUCCUGAAGAAGAACGAGAAGCUGCUUAGAGAGCUUAAGAACCUCGACUCCAGGCAGUGUCGAGAGACGCACAAAAUAGCCGUGUUUUACGUGGCAGAGGGGCAGGAGGACAAGCACUCUAUCCUGUGUAAUACCAGGGGGAGUCAGGCCUAUGAGGACUUUGUCUCUGGGCUGGGCUGGGAGGUGAACUUGACCAGUCACUGUGGCUUUAUGGGAGGUCUUCAGCGGAACAAGAGCACUGGUCUGACCAUGCCUUACUUUGCCACCUCCACCGUUGAGGUCAUGUUCCACGUCUCCACGCGGAUGCCCCCAGAUUCAGACGACUCACUCACCAAAAAGCUAAGGCAUCUUGGGAAUGACGAGGUGCACAUUGUGUGGUCUGAGCACUCGCGGGACUACAGGAGAGGCAUCAUCCCUACGGAGUUUGGAGACGUCCUCAUUAUCAUCUACCCCAUGAAGAACCACAUGUACAGCAUCCAGAUCCUCAAGAAGCCAGAGGUACCAUUUUUUGGGCCCCUGUUCGAUGGAGCCAUAGUGGAUGAGAAGAUCCUUCCCACCAUGGUCCGGGCCACGGCUCUCAACGCCAGCAGGGCUCUUAAAUCCCUCAUCCCCCUUUACCAGAACUUCUACGAGGAGAGAGCGCGUUACCUGGAGACCAUCGUACAGCACCACCUGGAGCCAACCACCUUCGAGGACUAUGCAGCAAGAGUCUUCUGCCCCGCUCCCUGCCUCCACCUGCCGUCAGACCCAGGCUCAUGCCUCGAGAGUCAGCAGGGAGAAAGUCCAGCAGCAGCGCUCCUAGACGGGGCCGACCAGUUAGCCUUGCCAAUGUCCCCUCAUACUAGCAAGAGCCGUAUGUCCAUGAAGCUCAGACGCUCCUCCGGCUCGGCCAACAAGACCUGAUCAGACUUUCCCUCCGCUGACCCUCCUCCACGCCACACCCAGCGAGAGUUCACAGCCUUCAGAUGAAGAGACUGCCUCUCUCUCUCUCUCUCUCUCUCUCUCUCUCUCUCUCUCUCUCUCUCUCUCUCUCUCUCUCUCUGUACUGUACAGCUAGGACUGCACUACACUGCAACUACCAGCCUUUACCUGCUAACAGCGAUGCAUGGCAUGUUAUGUACUCCAACUACAUGGACAUGGACACACCUGCCCUGCAUGGUCAGACUCCGCAUCUCCCCUACUGUACAACCCUUCAAAGAUGCAGGAUUAGGCCCUUGAACAGAGCCAGGCCCUUGGGGGGCCAGCCCAGGGUCCCCAGGACUGAGCUUGUGCUAGCAAAGCUCCAACAGAAAUAACAUGUCUUUUGGGCAAGGUUUUCUAACUAUGCCCACCACCACAAACUUUGCACUCCAGAGAAAUGUGGAAAGAGAGCAAAAUAUAAUAUAUUUAGAUAUAGAUAUAUUUAAGAAGCAGCAUCGGUUCCGUUGUGUACAGAAAGCGUAAAGGCAACAUGACAGCGUGUGUAUUUUCAAUGUGAUUAGGAUUGUUGAUGGUUGAAAUCACUUGAUAUUUGACUGAGAUGAGGAGCUAGAGUGUUAUCUCUGCUGUGGUUGUAGCUGUGUGAUCAAUAUCUAGUAUGCCAUUGCCCUGGCUCUCUGGGCCUCUGACCCACUAGGAAAGUGAUUGUAAGAACUUGAGCUUGUAAGAAAGUACAAAGAAACACAAAGUAAGAAACAUCUUAUUUUUCAUAUUUGGUCACUGUGUCCACCAUGAGACAUUUAUAUAUUUGUACUAUACUCUGUAUAUACAGAAGAGUUGCCACUUUCUUUAUGCUUGGACUGAAGCAAUGUUGGCUAGUGUUUGAUGAUAAGGAGUUUUGAGGUUGAAAUAAGUUUGUCUAUAGAGUUGUAAGGUGGAAAUUGUUUGGUUAAAGUGAAGCAUUUCUUGUUACAUUUUCUUUUGAUUUUCACACUAAACUGUGGAACUGAUUGACUUUCUGAAUAUAAUAUUCACAACUGUUUGCCUUUUUAGGGAUCACAUAACAUUUUUAUUAUGAUUGUAAAUUUGGAUUUCACCUGAUAAAGAAUGUUGCAGAUUAGGUUGUUUUGUUCAUAUACAACGUGUUGUAUUGAACCACCCCUUUUUUCCACUCAUGAUGAAUAUAUUAUAUGUAAGGGAUGAACGCCAACGUUAUGUACGUUACCUUGGAAAUAAUGGACCGCAGGUAAUGUACAGAACGUCAGCGUUUAUCCCACUCAUACCACAGUUGCCAAAGAAAACAAUACUAAAACACACAUUUACCUGUAGAAAUAAAAUGGUUUUGUUUUA